AUGGAAGAUAAGAAUCAGACAAAAAUGACUGAAUUUCUUUUCUUGGGUCUCACAGACAUUCUCCAAGAGCAGAUUGUCCUCUUUGUCACGCUCUUCAUUGUCUAUCUUGUCACCCUGGGGGGUAACAUAGGGAUGAUCAUUCUCAUAUGGACUGAUCUCAGAUUCCACACUCCUAUGUACUUUUUUCUCAGCCACUUGUCCUUUGUAGAUAUUUGUUCCUCUUCUUCCAUUGCCCCCAAGAUGCUGUGUGAUAUCUUUGCAGAGAAAAAAGGUAUCUCUUUCAUGGGUUGUGCUACACAGAUGUGGUUCUUUGGUCUUUUUGUGGCAACUGAAUGUUUCCUCCUGGCUUCCAUGGCAUAUGACCGGUAUAUGGCCAUCUGUAGGCCCUUGUUGUAUACACUCAUUAUGUCCCAGAGGGUCUGUGUGCAGCUGGUAGUAGGGCCUUAUGCCAUGGCUCUUCUAAGCACAAUGACCCAUACAAUUCUCACUUUUCGCUUACCCUUCUGUGGUACAAAUAUCGUCAAUCACUUCUUCUGUGACAUUUCACCACUGCUUUCCUUAGCAUGUGCAGACACCUUGAUCAAUAAAUUAGUGCUGUUCAUCUUGGCUGGAGCAAUUGGUGUGGUCAGUGGCCUGAUCAUCAUGGUCUCCUAUGUUUGCAUCCUAGCGGCCAUCUUGAAGAUGCAGACUGUUGAUGGGAGAAGGAAAGCUUUCUCCACCUGCUCUUCUCACCUGGCAGUUGUCUCCAUCCUGUAUGGGACUCUUUUCUUUAUCUAUGUUCAGCCUGGCUCAAGUCCCUCCCUGGAUAUCAAUAAAGUGAUUUCUCUGUUUUAUACCAUGGUGACCCCCAUGUUGAACCCCCUCAUCUACAGCCUGAGGAACAAGGAGGUAAAAAAUGCACUCAGGAGGAAGUUUAAGAAAAAUUCUCUAAUGGUUUUGGCAAAAUAG
This is a messenger RNA of Leopardus geoffroyi (Geoffroy's cat), 948 nucleotides long. RefSeq names its product olfactory receptor 5G3-like. Gene Ontology annotation, biological process: sensory perception of smell; G protein-coupled receptor signaling pathway. The record is from RefSeq and is a predicted model, not a curated record. Gene Ontology annotation, cellular component: membrane. Lineage: Eukaryota; Metazoa; Chordata; Mammalia; Carnivora; Felidae. Gene Ontology annotation, molecular function: odorant binding; G protein-coupled receptor activity; olfactory receptor activity.